GGUGCUCCUGCCACUUUAAGGGCCUGGAGCUGGCAGCCUCCAGGUGCCUGAUUGCGGCAGCCAUUUUGAGGCUUAUAUAAACCAGGCAGUUUGGCUGCAGGAGGUCAGGCAGCAACAUUGCCUGGCUUAUGGCUGCUGUGAUUGACUUGGAGAAUAUGAAUAAGAAUAUCAGCUUUAAGCACCAUGAGAUCAUUGUCCAUGAUGCAGCAGGUCUAAAGAACUUUUGGGAAAACAUCAUUGAAAAGCACACAAAGCAACGAGAAGGUGAAGAGACAAGAUUAAACAGGAGUGCCCUAAACAAACUUCGACGCGAAUGGGCCCAGAGGCUGGAAGGACGAAUAAAAAUGCUACAGAACACUGGAGGAGAGCAGAAAGAAGGGAUGGGCCUGCUAUCAUUUGAAACUUUUCACCCCACUCAUAAAACUGCUGCCUAAAGUUACUGUAGAAAGUAUUUGGGCCUGAUCCUGAUCUUAUAUGCACAGCUCUAAACAGAAACACCACUGUCCUGGCUUGAAACUUCCAAGAGAUUUGGAUAAGGUCUGUUGCUUCUCCAGAGUUCAGCUUGCUGUAGGUCAUAGUAAUAGAAUCUAUUGUUUUUCAAUAAUUAUUACAAUUCAACUAAAAGAUAGUAGUGCACGAUCUUUUAAGAAUUAUGCUAUAACAGGCAAGAACCAAGCUCUACUUGUUCUACUGAAUAUAUUAUCAUUAUGAGGCUGUAGGACUUACAGGCAACUCUUUGCAUUUUCAAGUGACAACAAUAUAUUUCUAGGUAAGAGGAUCACUUUUAAUGGGUAUAAGGCACUCAAAUGACUGGAGGUAAAGUUGCACAUUUCCAUUUAUAAAGAUCAUACUGUGCUUGACUUCAUGUGAAUACAACUUAUCCUAGCUACCUUGAGGAGAUGCCAGUGAAGUGAAUUAAGAAUGUCUAUGAUCAGCAAGUUAGAAGUCAGAAAAAACAGAAGCAGGAAAUAAGGAGUGAGCAGUUAGUCAAGUUUUGGGGGGUUUUCUCUCUUUUAAAAAAAGUUUUAAAUAGAAUAAAUGAAACCCUUGUGGGUAAGAUGAGAUCAAGACUCCUGAGGUAAUUAUGAAUUAAUGUGAGGAAGGUUUGAGGUGGUAAGGAAGGAAAUUCUAUUUAUCACAAUAUUCCUGGAAGGCUCUCUAGUAUGUCACUUGCCAGUCCAUGAUAAACUUGUUGCAUUUCCUUUUGUUGCAGGCUAAGUGAAAUGUAGCGGAAAAUGGUUAAAUGCUGAUUAAUGAUGUAUAACAGGAUAUCUACACUUCCCAUUCUUGGAUUAUUUUAUAUGUAUAAAAAUAUGCCUGCAAUUUCAGUUCAUUAUAAUCAACAGCAACGUGCUAGAAAAAUUAACCCUGUACAAGCAGCUAUAUUUCUUAGCAUUACUGAGCCCGUUCCUCCCCUGCCUUGUUUUUUGUCUAGUGCCAGUACAAGAAGGUAUAAACACUGCCAAAUCAGCCUGCUGAUGACCAGAGCUAGUUGAAACUCAAAUUUCUCUUCCACAGGAGAUGCUCACAUUUUUAAAGCAUGUUCAUUCUUACUCCAAACAAAACCACAACAAAAAAAUGUUUCACAAAAUGAAAUGAGUGAUUUUGGUUUGUUUCAUUCCAGUCAAAACAUUCUACCAUCCUUACUCAAACAUAAGAUGAGAUAUUGUCCUCUAAUCAGCAUGGUUAAAAAAAAAAGUGUGCAUAUACUGAGCAGUGCUGAGCUGUGGGGUCACCAUGGCUUGAAACACUGUUGACUCUGCUGGGGCCCAGCCCAGCGAGCUAUAUGGUAAAUCAUGAGCUUUUUGGCUUUGGAGUAAUAUCAUGCAUAGCUUAUAUUGUAUAAGUACAUACAAAAGUGUUGCUUACAUUUGUGUUUAUGGAAUACCAGGGCUAAAAUUUGGUAAGUUUUAAAAAAGGUAACAUGAAUCAAUUCAGGAUGAACUGAAUUAGCACAAGCAUAUUUAUUUCAAAGUCAUUGUUUUCAAAUUUGCCCCUCACUUCCACAUGCUGAGGGAAAGUGGGAUCUGACAGUAAGGGGGGGCAGGGGCAGAAAGGGGCUGCAGAAGGAAGAAAUUAGGGGGUGCAUAGGGCAAAGGGGUCACCCGACUCCCCCAGACUUAUUUUUCCUGCUAUAGCAGUGGGAGAGGGACAAAUUCAAGGCAAACCUAUAAUAAUUAGAUUCUAUACCUGCAAAAAUAUAACAAAUUUAUACAUUUUCCAUAUAUAGAAUAUAAUUAUUGAGGGUCAUCUUAUAUUUGAGUAAAAAUGGUAUUUCAUUAAAACUUAGAAAUUUUAUAUUGAUGUAAACCUUUUUGUAUUAGGUUAUAAACAGUUCAAAACAAACAAACCAAAAUGCUCUAAUUUCUUUCCAAACCAAAAAAUCUAGGUUGUAGCCAUAUUGGUCUAGAAGAGAAAGCAAUCAGGAUUUGUGAUAAAGGUGAUAUCUUUUAUUAGACCAACUAGAUUUUUGUAAAAAAAUUCUUUAAUUACAAGCUUUUGGGCACAAAAACCCUUCAUCAGGCAUCAGAGGAAAGAUUGUAAAAGUUCUCCUGGGUACAUGAACCUGGACACCAUGAACUCCUGGGUAAUAUGAACUUUCAUUUCUACCCAGGAGAACUUUAACAAUCUUUUCUCCGAUUACUGAUGAAGGGUGUUUGUACCUGAAAGCCUGCAAUUAAAGAAAUGUUUUUGCAAAAAUCUAAUUGGUCUAAUAAAAGGUAUCACCUCUACCAUGCGUCCUGGCUGCUCAAACCAAAAAAUAACAUUUUUUAUGGGGAAAUUUGAUCAGAAAAUCUGAUUAGUUCUAGUGACUUGAACCUUGUUUUCCACACCAGUAAUUGCCCACAGAGUAAAUGCACCACAGAUUCAGGCUUAUACCCCCACCACUUUAUUUAUUUGUUUGUUUUCAAUAUAUAGGCAAAAUAUACAUAUAUAUGUUACAGCUGAAUGCUUUUCAGUGAAACAACGGAUUUAAAAAUCUCCACUGUGCUGAAUUGUA
Messenger RNA from Alligator mississippiensis (American alligator), 3001 nucleotides. Its product is annotated as protein FAM240C-like. The coding region runs from base 129 to 434 and encodes 101 amino acids. The record is from RefSeq and is a predicted model, not a curated record. The transcript has 3 exons. Lineage: Eukaryota; Metazoa; Chordata; Crocodylia; Alligatoridae.